Paramisgurnus dabryanus is the source of this 3121-nucleotide messenger RNA. It is a transcript of the gene selplg, whose product is annotated as selectin P ligand. NCBI's taxonomy places the organism in Eukaryota, Metazoa, Chordata, Actinopteri, Cypriniformes, Cobitidae. Gene Ontology annotation, biological process: leukocyte tethering or rolling. The record is from RefSeq and is a predicted model, not a curated record. Gene Ontology annotation, cellular component: plasma membrane.
AAUAUAAAGAUUCUUACGGAUUACCAGAGAAAUAAAAAGUCAACUGAAGAAAUGAUGUCCGUCGUCUCUUUCAUUUAGUCUACGUUAAACCUGUUUUUUUGAGAGGAUGUGAUCAUUUAAAUAUGAUUUCUGUCCUCAUAGUUGUCCUUGUAACUGGCUGGUUUGGGGAAGUAAGAUCUGAUAUUUAAAAUAGUGGCUUGCUCAUUUGGGUUUGCGUCACAGUUUGAAAACCUCAGCUUUAGCUUCACACUUCGAGGCUUAACUUCCUGUAUCUUCACAUAGAGGAGGUUUGAACACACAGUUACAUUUUGAGCCGUGCACGAGGGGCUUAACGUUUCUGUCGACCUCCAGAUCAACAUAAGGUAUAAACAAAAGAUGGUGACUAAUCGGCUUGGGUGUUUAUCAGUUCUUGUUUUACUGCUCGCUUUGAGCAAUUCGGUCACAUCAAGAGAUCUCAGGAUGAAAAGGGAAAUUCAUCGCAAUGCAACAAACAUAACUGAAGGACACGGUACGGCAAAAGUAGCUCAGGAUUUAAAUGGCACCACUGUCAAACCUUUGGCUUUGGGUACCUCACCGGUGAUUGAGAUGAAAACUGGUAAACCUGAUGUAAAUAACUCAGCGGUGAGUAUGGAUCACCAUGAUGCCUCUGAUUUGAACCACACCCAACAAGUGAACAAGACUUCUGAAAGCGGCAACCACACUGCAGGAACUGAGAAUGUGACGACCCAGCCGCCAGCAGGUAUUGAGAGAACUUUGCACACCCAGUCAUCCGUAACAGAAGACAGUAAUGGACACACUUCACAAACAGGAAGUUCAGCCCACACAUUUCCUCCAACGUCAGUGCCCGGUAAAGUAAUGAACAUGACAGCUUCUACAACAAAUGCAACAAAACUCACCACUGCGCUGUCCCCUACAACCCAUAGUACCACUACAAAACAGACUUCGACCACAGAAAAGGUUGUCCCUUGUUCCACCUCCUCUUCUCAUAGGGACGGGCUUGUGAGUCGGUGUCUCAUCGCCAUCGCUUCGAUGGCCGCCCUGACGACUAUCUUUGUCAUAAGCACCAUAUGCCUGGCUACGAAGCUCUCGAGUUAUAGAUAUAGAAACAGGGCACGACUUCUCCAAGAGACAGAGAUGGUCUGCAUUUCUGCUUUGAUGAAUGAUACGGAUCAUCCUGUUCCAAAGCCAAGACACCCCAGAAGUAAUGGAGCAUUGAUCCCAUGCACCGAGGAUGGAGAUCUUGAUGGAGAUAAUCUCACCCUUAACAGCUUUCUUCCUGAUUCCGAAGGCAUGAUUUAGAUGCUUCCUCUGUUGACUUUCACUCAUUUAUCUUAAAGGUGUGAAUUUUCCCAAGUAGUCCGCAUGGGGUUAUUUGGUUGAUCAAGGAUAGUUAAGCAAAUGUUGCUUUGCAAGACUGACACGAGCUGCACCACACCGUUUGCAGUUUUUGGGGAAGUUCACCUGUUGAAAAAUUGCAGACUUAUUCUGCAAAACAGCACAGCAUCUCACACCUUACUGCUUAUAAUAUUAUUUAAAGGUGCACUGUGUAGAUUUCAGCGGCAUUUAGUUGUGAGAUUGUGGCUCAGUCCACUGCUCACUCCCCCUUCGAAGCACUUAUGGGGCUUUUCCAUUGCAUAGUACCCCAUGGUUUGGGUCGGGUCAGUUUUUUUUUUUAGUACCACCUCAGUCGGGGUUCCAAGCAACCUGAGCUGAUACCAAAAUGUUAGGCGAAAACACUGUAGAUCACGGAUUGUUGAGAAUCGUCACUGCCAGCGUCAUCGCUAUAAUGUAAAAGAUUUGCUUUACCUUCAUGCUAGCUUGCGCUGUCUCGAGUAAACCUGUUGUCAUCAGUGCUUAGCUAUAAGUUCCCAAACUCCCUUUUUGCGAUGAAUUGAGAAUCAGGAACACCAUAACAGUUUUUUUCCAGACUUGCAGUUUGUGGCGGCACAUUCGUGACGUGCACGUCUGCAUAUAUGCUUUAAUGCAACUUAAAUGAGGCUCUGCGGCGCUUGUCGACAGACGCCACGGGUGUUUGUACAGAAACUGUCAUGUGAGACAGAGGUAGUGAUAAAUGCGAUGUGCAAAUAUCUAUUUGUGGUGGUCAAUUUUAAUUUUGUGGCGGACUGAGAAAUAAAUAAAUGUAUGCGAAUGUACAACAACGCUCUCACUUGUAUGAUGUCACAGCAGUAGGCAGCGCAAAUAUAACGGCACGCCUAUAAUCCCUCUCACUCCGAAGUGUUACUAAACUCGAUGGAAAAGCUAACCAAGCCAAAUUAAGGUGACCUGACCUAAACCAUGGGGUACUAUGCAAUGAAAGAAGCGCCACUAGAGAAGUUACAACAGCCACCACAGGAACAACAUGAUGUCUGAGACAACAUCGUGAUGAAAUGCACUCUUUAUGGCUACUGUGAAAAAUAUGGUGCCACAAAAUGGCGACUUCCAUGUUAGGGGAACCGCAGUAUAUGUAGAUAAAAACGGCUCAUUCUGAGGUAAUAAAAACGUUCAUUAUGUAAGGUCUUUAUACAACACUGAAGGCAUAGUCAUGUGUAUUAUUUCAUUUAAUUUAUAUUUCAUUUCUCUCAUGCCACAAAUGCUCGAUUAAGCUAAACUUGUAUUAUACCUGUGGAAAAACUCCUGUGAUUCAACCCAGCUCUUGAAUUUUCUGCUUCUGUACCACAAUUGGGUACAAUAUAGCUGGAUUAUCAGUUUUUUAGGGAGUUUCUUACUUAAUGAAAAAACAUUAAUCGAUAUUUGUUUUAGGUGUGUGCAAAUGCUGUAGUUUUUCCUUAUACCAACAUGGUUUGUUUGUUGUACAACAAUAAUAAAAUUUGUAGUAUUUUAAUAGCUUUGUACUAUAAUAAAUUCUUGUUUUGUAUGCCUAUUAAACAGGGUAUUUAAUCAUUUCAGUGUUGAACUACUGUACUGCUGUCUUUGGAAAGCUCAGGAAUAAGUUAAGCUUGGCAGAAUGUGUAGCUGAACAUGUUCUAUUUCUGUCUGUGGUCAGACUAGCGCUGUAUAAUUUACUUUAAAUGGAUGAUGUUGGACUUAUUUCACAUUUUUUCUAUGUAUAGCAUGUCAUCAUUAUUUUAAAUGUACAUAAAAUACAUUUAAUCACGUGUAU